UGUCAUGUAGAGAAGAUCUUAUUAGUUCUUACUUGGGCUUUAACAAGUUCAGGCUCUUUUUCUAUUCAUUUGACUUCGGAUUCAGAACAAGAGGAAAAACUGAUGUAGUGACAACAGCUAUAUGAAAGCAAGACGCUUCGCCUUCAGCAAAAUUUCAUGCAUGGAAGAUGCUAAGGCAGGCCAUUCCAAGUGAUGGCAGGUUAAGAGGGAUUGGAGUGGUUGUAUCAAGUUGGUGUGUACUGUAUAAACACGAUGAAGAAAAUUUUCAACAUUUAUUUGUGGGGUGUAGAUAUAUUUCAUGGAUAUGGACAAAAGCUUCAACUGCUAUGGGUUUUUCUUUAGUGAACAGAGAAGAACCAUUGGUGAGAUUUAUGAGAAUAGUAAGAACAUAAAAAAGACAACUGCUAGAACAUAUUCUUAUAAGAAGCUUUUCUUUACUGUUUUUACUGGGACAUAUGAAAAGAGAGGUGUAGAAUGGUGUUUGAUGGACCAAUUAGUGUUGUGGCAUUUGAAUAUCCAAGUUCCUUCUCCAACUGUGAUUAAGGACACCAGGGUGGUAAAAAGCUUGAGGAAUUGUGCGAUUGCGAAAGCGAGAAAUGCGGUGAGCAGAGGAAGGUUCGACGGGAGGAGUGAAGCCGGAGAGGACGACAACGUCGUCAUUCGGUUGCUGGACGACGCAUCGCCUACAGUGAUCACCUCGUCCAUCAAUCGCGUCGAACUCGAAUCAAGCAAUUCCUUACGUGAUUGA
Messenger RNA from Ilex paraguariensis (yerba mate), 748 nucleotides. NCBI's taxonomy places the organism in Eukaryota, Viridiplantae, Streptophyta, Magnoliopsida, Aquifoliales, Aquifoliaceae. The record is from the annotation of a GenBank genome assembly.